Molecule: messenger RNA, 2097 nt
Organism: Nerophis lumbriciformis (worm pipefish)
Lineage: Eukaryota; Metazoa; Chordata; Actinopteri; Syngnathiformes; Syngnathidae
Source: RefSeq, a predicted model, not a curated record
AUGCUUGCCGAGCCGCUGCGUUCGGCCGUGACGGCCGGUAGAACCGAGGACACCUCGCUGGCUCUGCCGUCGGACGCCAGCCUGCACACGGGAGCGCACCGCGUCCUGGAUCAAGUGCAGACCGUCAAGAGGAGCAAGUCCAAACACGGCAAGAAUUGCACUCCUACAAGCCCCACGUUGCCGGCCUUGUCAACACUGGACGAAUUCAGAACGUUCCAGUUUUUGCCGACCAACGCCAACGGUACUUCCGGUCGCAGCAACUCCACAAAGUCGACUGCGUACAACAAACUGCAAUAUUCCCAAAAGAGUCGGUCUCUGUCAACCAAAAGCUUGGGAUCUAGACACCACAGUUCCUCCGGUGGAUGGGAACAACAAAUCAACAUCUCUAACUGGCCUCAAAGUCCCGUUGAGAUGAAACCCAGCCGCAGUGAUCCUGCCUUGGGUCCUGCAAGCAUGAGGAGAGUUAAAGGGCAGCUCACCCAGAGCCAAGUGAAGAGAGUGAGCACAUACUCCACUAGCAAUGGUAUCCACACUGCUACAGGCCAACAACGGUUUAUUGACGCGCCUCCUGACCAGGCUCAGAGUAUCAAAACGUCCAAAAUUGAACAACAAUCGGCCAUCAACAAUGCACCCAGCAUAUCAGAUUUGACCAUUAAGGAAGCUGUCGAGUUUUUGUCUCACCCUGAGGAGAAGUUCCAGCAGUGCGGGGCCACUGUCAUUCAGCAAGUCACUUUUAAAGAGGAUAGUGCCAAACAGGAGGUUCUCCAGCUUGGUGGGAUCCCCACUCUUGUGAACCUGCUGCGGAGCCAAAGUCCUGCUGUGAGUCAGGCUGCCGCUGGGGCCUUAAGGAACCUCGUGUUCAAGAACCAGAAUAAUAAACUGCAAGUCCAGCACUGUGGCGGUAUUGCGAAAGCCCUGCAGUUACUAAAGGAGACGGAAUGUAGCGAGACCCAGAAGCAGAUCACGGGUCUGCUGUGGAACUUGUCCUCUGCUGACGAGCUCAAGGGAGAACUUAUAGCAACAGCACUGCCCGCUCUGACGGAGAAUGUAGUGGUACCGUUCACCCGCUGGUCAGAUGACAGUGUCACCAACAACAUACAUCCUGAGGUUUUCUACAACACCACGGGGUGUCUGCGCAACCUGAGCUGUGCGCAGCUGAGGGAGAGGGCGGCCAUGAGAGAUUGCCGAGGUCUUAUCGACUCUCUGAUGUGCUACCUGCAGUCCUGCGUGGCUGAUGACAACCCCGAUGACAAGUCUGUGGAGAACUGUGCAUGCAUCCUCCAUAAUCUGACCUACCAGUUGGAGGCUGAAUCCCCCAAGUGCUUUGCUGACUUUAUCCCCUCAACAGAAAACCAGUCUGGGAGGAAAAGCCCUACAGUUGGAUGCUUCAGCCCCAAGAGCAGCAAGGUUCAACAGCAGUUUUCAUUCGACGCUGUUCGAGGAAUGCUUGACGACGCUGAUCCGAAAGGUGCCAAAUGGUUGUGCCAUCCCAAAGCGAUGCAGACCUACUUGUCUCUACUAGGCUCGUCCCAGAAAGACGCCACCCUAGAGGCGUGCUGUGGAGCACUACAGAACCUAACUGCCAGCAAACAUCCUGGGUCUAGUGCCAUGAGCCAAAUCCUGGUCCAGAAGCUGGGUGCUUUAGUGAAUAUUACCCCUCUUUUGAGGUCACAAAAGCAGAGCCUGCAGAAGGCAGCUGUGUCUCUGCUUGGUAAUAUUGGUAGAACCAGCAGUUUGCAGGCCUCCAUGGCAAAGCAGGUUUUGCCGGAGCUCGCCGGCCUCCUCUCUGCUGGCCCCCGAGAACUGGGCAACUCUGAUGAAAGCGUAGCUACAGCUUGCAACACAGUGCGUAAUCUAAUGAUGGCGGACACAGAGGCCAACAAGAAGUUCAUCGAUAGCGAUUUGGUUUCAUCACUGGCCGAUCUCAGUGGCAAUGGCGCUUUCCCCAAAGGAAGCAAAGCUGCCUCUGUGCUUCUUUAUCACUUAUGGAACGACAAGAACUUGCAAAACGUUUUGAAAAAGCUAGGAAUGAGCAAGUCCUUAUUCGUCAAUGACAGCACCACGGCGGCAUACAGAUCCGUGCAAAUUAUCGAGUGA